Molecule: messenger RNA, 2203 nt
Organism: Poecilia reticulata (guppy)
Lineage: Eukaryota; Metazoa; Chordata; Actinopteri; Cyprinodontiformes; Poeciliidae
Gene: kctd12b
Product: potassium channel tetramerisation domain containing 12b
Biological process (GO): regulation of G protein-coupled receptor signaling pathway; protein homooligomerization
Cellular component (GO): signaling receptor complex
Molecular function (GO): protein binding
Source: RefSeq, a predicted model, not a curated record
GUCACUGCGGUGGGCGUGGCUAACCAGGAGCGAUAACGCCUGUGCGCUCCCGUUACGUUGCAGUCUGAGGUGCAGCCCGACUCGAGGCGAGAGUAACGGAGCCAGAACCGCUGUCCAUCUGGGUCUGGAUCCGGGUGAUGAGAGCCACGAAGAGCAUUGAUUUGACGGCGUCGUCUUUUUUUCCACCGCAUCAUCGAAACCGCACUCKGUCUCCUUCGCAGUCGCAGCAGAACUGCGGCUCUCUCCAACUAUGGAUUGCUUAAUUGAAGUUGGGCCACCYGAUCCUGUUUGCGCCAGGGCAUCCCCGUGAUAUUUAGCGAAAGGAGAGAAGUCGUUAUGAGCAAUUGUGAAAGCGGAGGAUUUCCUGCGCAGAGGCAACAAUUUCAUCCCGAGGACACAACAUUUUCAUUGUGCUUGACGGACAUCGAUGCUACGGAGCUCUUUGCAACUAAGUGAAAUAAUUGGCGCAAUGUUCUAGCAGUUACAGAGAGACUCUUUAGUUAGUGCAGGGAGCGUUGUUUGUGAUACAGCUUUUAUUUCUCUCUUGUGCGUGCAGGCUGAUUGCGCACCACUGUUUUAGCUGCUCGGGAUCUGGAACUCUGAUUAACUGUGAAGCUCUUGAACUUUUCUCUGCAACUACUUUUAUUUUAAAGCUGCACCUAUGGCUUUGCCGGACAGUGGCAUAUCUGGAGAGGAGAUCCCUUUCCCAGAAAUAAUAGAGCUCAAUGUUGGCGGCCAGGUGUACAUAACGCGCUACUCUACCCUCACCAGUGUGCCAGACUCUCUGCUGUGGGAGAUGUUCAGUCAGAAGUCAACCAAAGGGCUGGCCAGGGACACCAAGGGGCGUUUCUUUGUGGACCGCGACGGUUUCCUAUUCCGCUACAUCUUGGACUACAUGCGGGACCAGCAACUGGUUCUCCCGGACCACUUCCCGGAGCGCGGGCGUCUGCAGAGGGAGGCUGAGUUUUUCAACCUGCCGGAGCUCGUCAAGCUGCUGGCACCCAAAAUCAGCAAGCAGAACUCGUUGGGSGACGAGGGGUGUCCGAGCGACCCGGAGGACUCCUCACCCGGCAUCGACUCAGCGCGCAGCCUGGGCUCCYUGGGGGCCGCGGCGGCCGCCUGCGCCAGCCUGGUGCCCGGUGCCAUGGACGGGAAGCGCUCAGGGUUCAUCACCAUCGGCUACCGGGGGUCGUACACUCUUGGCCGCGACAGCCACACCGACGCCAAGUUCCGCCGGGUGGCACGGAUCAUGGUGUGUGGGAAGACCUCCCUGGCCAAGGAGGUGUUCGGAGAGACCCUAAACGAGAGCCGUGACCCGGACCGCCCCCCCGAGCGCUACACCUCCCGCUACUAUCUGAAGUUCACCUUUUUGGAGCAGGCCUUUGACAAGUUGGCAGAUGCAGGCUUUCACAUGGUGGCCUGCAACUCCACAGGAACCUGCGCCUUUGCCCAUGAACAGACGGACGACAAGAUCUGGACCAGCUACACUGAAUAUGUGUUCUACCGCAGUUCCUCUGCCAUUCCUGAGGCAGUCGCCUCGGACCCACCAGCUCCCGACGAAGCAGUCACGCCCAAACCUGCCGCCCUCCAUCACGAAUCAACCAUUGUGGAACUCGGCAGCACCGGCAGAACCAAAAGCCUCCCAGAAACAGGCUGCAGCUCCUCGCUAGACCUCCACAAACCUCUCCCUCCUCCUCUGACUCCUCCUCCUCCGCCUCUCCCUCCUGCUGCAGACAUUCCCGACCUUCCUCUUCCAUCGCCCCCCAUCCUUCCUCCCCCUCCGCUUUCCACCAAGUCGGCUUCCACCUCCAGCCCUCCUCCCUCUCCAAUGCCGCCCCUCGGCGACAGCCCCCAGCGUCCCACCACGCUCAACAUAAAGACGCUUCCGCGCUCCACUGCGAGGGAGAACGGCGGCCCUCCGCAUCGGGUCGACGACGACGAGGAUGAGAGGAAGCUGCUGGAAGAGGAUCUMAAAAAAUGCAUUGAGGACUUCAAAAAGAUCCGCUUGCCCACGGUGUUUCCAGACCGCAAGAGGCACUGGCAGAACGACCUGCUCAAGAAGUACAAUGCGUGAAGAGAAGAGCCUCUCUGUGGUACUGCUGUGAACAAACCCGGCUAAAAACCUUUAGGAACUAUAUGCUGCGGUUGGUGAAGUGAAGCUCAAGGUUUACAGUAAUGUAAAAAAAAAAAAAAAAGAAAAGUA